Messenger RNA from Ceratotherium simum simum (southern white rhinoceros), 950 nucleotides. The record is from RefSeq and is a predicted model, not a curated record. NCBI's taxonomy places the organism in Eukaryota, Metazoa, Chordata, Mammalia, Perissodactyla, Rhinocerotidae.
GGAAGAGACACUAUGGCGAUCCUUAUUGAGUGUCUCCCAGUCGCGACAAGAUGGGCUUGAGAGGAAAGAAGUCUGCCAAGGCCUGAAGCUCCAAGCCAUCAACAACCCCAAAUGGCCUCCCAAGAAGUUGGUAAUGCAGAGCUGGGGACAGCCUCAGCAAGUGGUACCCCAGGAAGCCAUGUGGAACCAGGGGUGGUGAAAAAUUCUGCCUACCAGCCCAUUGAUAGAUCACAAAAUUACCAAAAAGUGGAUCUUCAAGCCCUUGGGGCCAUCCAGAUCCUGAAUGGAGCAAUAAUUCUGGCUCUGGGUGUUUUUCUGGGUUCCUUACAAUCCUUACCCCAUCUCCUCGACAGCUAUUUGUCUACCUUCUACACAGGCUAUCCGCUAUGGGGCACUUCAUUUUAUAUUAUUUCAGGAUCCUUAUCUGUUGCAGCUGGGAUAAAACCCACAAGAAAACUGGUGGAAACCAGUUAUGGGAUCAACAUGUCCAGUGCUACAAUUUCACUAGCUGGGUUUAUUAUACUCUCACUGCAUUUAGCAGUUAAUAAGCAGUCAAUCAAGACUUGUCCAUUUUCACAGUCACCAGACUCAUGUAUUUACAUGGGUGCCACAGCAAAUGGCCUUGUGUCUAUAAUGCUGAUCUUUACCUUGCUGGAAUUGUGCAUAACCGUCUUUCUCUCAAUCGUAUGGUUCAGAGCAAAUUGCUGCCAUUCAAGAGAGGCAAUUUUGCCACCUCCCAAUUCUGUGGAAUCAGGAAUGCCUCCUGAUGAAAGUAAAUCUGAGAAUAAGGAAAUUCAACUUCAAGUCUCCCAAUAAGUCAGAGCUCCAUCCAAGAACUCAAGAGAAGAUGAGCCUGUGAAACACAUUUCUACUAUCAUGGCACCAAUCAUGAGAAACUUGGACAUUUAACUCAAUCCUUUCUGUCCUAAUUAUAAAUCCCAUUACUAUGU